Linepithema humile (Argentine ant) is the source of this 1296-nucleotide messenger RNA. RefSeq names its product peroxin 14 (gene Pex14). Gene Ontology annotation, biological process: protein import into peroxisome matrix, docking. Gene Ontology annotation, cellular component: peroxisomal importomer complex; peroxisomal membrane. Gene Ontology annotation, molecular function: signaling receptor binding. The record is from RefSeq and is a predicted model, not a curated record. NCBI's taxonomy places the organism in Eukaryota, Metazoa, Arthropoda, Insecta, Hymenoptera, Formicidae.
GUGAAUUCCGCAUUAGCCGAUUUUUUUGUCGUGCAAGUUUGUUAUAACGUAUGCACUAUGAUUAUGUUUAUCAGAAAGUGAAAUGUAACUCGGAAUGUAGGACUUUUUGCAUAGUAAUGCAGUUUUAAUAUUAAGCAGUAAGAGUUGAACGGUCAAAAUUUAGUCAAAAUGACCGAUGAAGAUACAAAUAAUAAUAUUCUAUCGUUACGGGAAAGUUUAGUAAAAACAGCGGUGCAAUUUUUACAAAAUUCCAAAGUAUCAUCCAGUCCAUUGGCACAAAAGCAGGAGUUUCUCAAGAGAAAAGGCCUUACGGAUGAAGAAAUUAAAACAGCUUUUAAGCUAGCAUCUAUUGACAGCACAGUGGAUCGCAAUGUUUUUCAAAAUCAGAAUCCAUAUACUGCUAUACAGAUGUCACAAGGAUCUAUUUACCCAUAUUAUCAAAGAAACAUUUACCACUUGACACUUUUCCAGAAAGUUAAAGAAUUCUUUAACGUGACUGCAUUAAUUGGCGUGACAGUAUAUUGUGCUUAUUUGUUUUAUAAGAAAUUUAUAGAACCCUUUUUGUUUGGUCGAACAAAGAAACAAAAUGUAGAAGAUAAGGUAACCGAAUUAAACAAAACCGUCCAGAAUUCCAUGAAAGAAAUGAAAGAUUCUAUUUUGAAAAUGGAAAAUGAUGUGCAAAAGCUGACUGAACAUCAAGCAAUGGAUCCAACUAUUCCGCAAUUGGUACAGGAACUUAAACAGGAUUUAUCUAGUCUAAAAGCUUUGCUUUUAUCAAGGAAACAGUUUCCUAGUGCUCCAGCAUCUAUUCCUUCAUGGCAAUUGGAUGCAACAAAUGUAAGUCAAGAAAAAGCAACCGAACGAGAAGAUGAUGCUGGAAGUGGAAGUAGUACUAACAAUUCGGAUAGUUCUUUGGAAAUGAUUCGAGAGGACACGCCCAAAGAAUAAAUUUAGAAACUUUGUCUAUUGUAAAAUAUCCAAAGUCUUCGAUAUACGAUAUACUCGACAUUAUACAUUGGAAUAACAGAGAAUUGUGGUUUUAAUAUUAUAAGAUAUCAGAGAGAUGUUUCAUGUUAUACAUACUGAUAGCAUUGAUCUGCAUUUUUAGUGGAAUUGAUGAGUUUGUAAAUAUUUUAAUAUGUGUAUAAACCAAUGUUGUAUUACAGAAGAUAACUUUUAAGAUUUAUAAUCCAAUCGACCAACAGGUUUAUACAUUAAAUGUGUCAUUUUUGUUACUAUAACAUGAAUAAAUAUACUGAAUGAAUAUAAUGGCAUAUUUUCUUGCAAUUUUUAAUA